Molecule: messenger RNA, 1762 nt
Organism: Rhinichthys klamathensis goyatoka
Lineage: Eukaryota; Metazoa; Chordata; Actinopteri; Cypriniformes; Leuciscidae
Exons: 8
Coding region: 318-1559 (413 amino acids)
Biological process (GO): proteolysis
Molecular function (GO): serine-type endopeptidase activity
Source: RefSeq, a predicted model, not a curated record
UAUCUCUCUUGUUUGAAGCAUGUGGCAGAGCCCCUCUCAACACAAAGAUCGUGGGGGGAAUUAAUGCGUCCGCUGGCGCUUGGCCAUGGCAGGUCAGCCUUCACGCGGAUGGAAGUCAUUUCUGUGGUGGAUCACUAAUCAACGAUCAAUGGGUUCUGUCAGCAGCUCACUGCUUUCCAGGGACUGAUGCUUCAAGCAUUACUGUGUACCUGGGGCGACAGUCUCAAGAACAACCCAAUCCAAACGAGGUGUCCAGAAACGUCUCUCAACUCAUAGUUCAUCCAAGCUAUGGCAAUGGACAAACUCAUAACAAUGACAUGGCUCUGUUGCAACUCUCCUCACCUGUGAACUUCACUAAUUACAUCGGACCAGUCUGUCUGGCUGCAGAGGGAAGCACUUUCAACAAUGACACGAUGUGGGUCACAGGUUGGGGAACCAUUUAUUCAGGAGUAUCCCUUCCUUCACCUCAAAUCCUACAGGAGGUGGAUGUGCCCCUGGUUGGAAAUAGUAAAUGUAACUGUCUUUAUAGUGGAACAAUAACAGACAACAUGAUGUGUGCUGGACUGCCGGAAGGUGGAAAAGAUUCCUGCCAGGGUGACUCUGGAGGUCCAAUGGUCAUCAAACAGGGCUCUACAUGGAUCCAGGCUGGCGUUGUGAGUUUUGGCGAAGGUUGUGCUCUGCCUCAAAUUCCUGGUGUGUAUGCCAGAGUUUCUCAGUACCAGCAGUGGAUCAGUGGACAAAUCGGACAGGACGGAGCUGGUUUCGUCACUUUUACCUCCACCGCUCCUCUUCCAGACGAGAUUGUGAACUGCCCUACUACACCGACAUUGUGCGGAGGUUCUGCAGGUGCAUGGCCAUGGAUGGCUACUCUAGCUUUUAACGGUUAUCCUAUGUGUGUAGGAACUUUGGUUCAUGACCGAUUCGUCAUGACCUCUGCUAGCUGCUUUUCCAGAUUCAUGGGUACGGAUGGAUGGACAGUGAGCUUCAAUGUUGUCCAGUGGGACUGUUCCAGCAACGUCAUGUCGGCUCGCGUGGCAAACGUCUUAUUCGAAGAUAUUUACGGCAAUGGUGUAGCACUUGUGGAACUGUCUAAUCCGUUUUAUUACACUGCCAAUCUUCCGAUUGACAUGUAUCAUUCAAGCUUUGGCCCUGGUACUCAAUGUUCAGUAGUUGGUUUGAAUUCAGGAUGGGAACCAUCUUUUCAGGAACUCCAGACCACCAUUGUAAACUGCGAUCCUUCAAGCACCUCACUGAUCAACAUCUGCACAGAGCAACUGCCUUUGAGCUUUCAGCAGAAUGAUAACGGCAUCCCCCUGCUGUGUAGAAUGAAUGACAUGUGGAUCCAGGCUGGCCUUUUGUCCAUUACCCCUGGGAGUGGCAUGAACUCGCAAUUCUCCAACAGCACAGUCUUCAUCAGGACCUCUCCCUUCGCCGACUUCUUGAUUAACACUAUCAGGGAAUACCCAUCUAUUCUGGAUGGGGUGGAGUCAUUCUCACCCCUCUCUCUCACCUGCAUCCUGCUGCUCUCUUUCCCAGCAGUCCUCCAGGCCAUUUAUUAAAGCUGUCAUCUGUCACUUUUAUCACUGAAUUAACUAACAUUAUGGGGGCAUUUAUAGAUUAUUUGUUUUUGCAUUAGUUAAUAAGUUUAAAAAAAUCCUGAAUUUGAAUAAAGUAAUUAAGGUGAAAUUUUGAACAGUGUAUAUUCCAAAUAAAACAAGCUAAGAGUGUAUUUUCAUUUAAAUAAAUUUAAGCUAUGAAAAUC